Molecule: messenger RNA, 1717 nt
Organism: Phycodurus eques (leafy seadragon)
Lineage: Eukaryota; Metazoa; Chordata; Actinopteri; Syngnathiformes; Syngnathidae
Gene: tank
Product: TRAF family member-associated NFKB activator
Exons: 8
Coding region: 179-1216 (345 amino acids)
Biological process (GO): canonical NF-kappaB signal transduction
Source: RefSeq, a predicted model, not a curated record
AGUAGGCUAUGUAAAAACACACACUUCGCCAUAUCCUCAAGCCCACUUCCGAACUUCGCGUACGUGUGCUUGUGCGCGCGUGUGAAGAAGAGCAUGUUGGCCACACUUUAAAUUCGACUUUAAUCCCCAAUGAAGGUCCCAUGUCUGCUCUGUCAGUGAUGAUUGUGGCGCACACGGCAUGGAGAGGAACAUUGGAGACCAGCUCAACAAAGCUUUCGAAGCUUAUCGGCAGGUCUCAAUUGAAAAGGACAAUGCCAAAAAGGAGCUGCAGCAAAUGACUGAAUAUUAUCAGCAAUAUAUUCAAAAACUCCAGAGGCAGAUAGAAGACCAGCAGCAGCUGAUUGCACAACUUAAAGCUCAGCUGUCCGCAACAAGGAAGCCUUCAGGGGAGGUGAAAUGCGAGCCGUGCAUCCAUCUCGUUGAUGGGGCCAGCACACAUGGGAAAAUACAACAUCCGGAGACCAAAGGUACCGUUGCUGUUGUUCCGCUAAAGACGGUCAAUAACAGCAUUGACUAUCAGGACAUGCUGGAUGCACUGGAAGCCAUUCAUGGGACCUUUCGGCAGAUUCGCUCUCUAUCUCGAAGGCAAAAAGAUUACCUGAAGAGAUUCCGUGGGGGAAUAGAAACUGCAAAUGAUCAGCAGUUCUCCAUGCCCAUCCAGUGCACAGACCGUGCAGCAGAAGCCGAAACGCCCUUCUUCUCGGCGACAAGGUCGACAGUGGAUAUUCCGCUGGCGCCUACAUCACUGGCGUCGCGUGGUGCCAGCCCUGACGACAGGGACUUUGUAGACUCUCUCACCAAGUUCAGUGUCAAAUUCCCGCCUCCUGCGGAUAGCGAAUACGACUUCCUGAACAGCGCUCCGGAGAGGCACGUUGCUCUGACGGUGCCUAUGAGGGGGCCCCUCAGCGGCAUGCCUACCGCGGCCAACAACAACGAGGAGGAGGAUGAGCCCUCGGAACUGCCCGUGCCUUUUGUCAUCCCUGUAUUCCCCUCCCACACGACGUCCUCCUCGCUCUCCCAGGAGGACGUUCGGGGGCCGCAGCAGUCUCUGUGGAGCCCCGAGCUGUGCGAGGCAACCGACGUGGGUGCGGAGUUGGCGACGACUCAGAGCAGCAUCCCGGAUAAAUGCGCUUUCUGCCACGCCGUGGUUCCUCAGGAGCAAAUGAACAGCCACCUCUACUCACAUUUCUCUCCUAAGGAUGAAACCCACUGCUGACUUUGGACCGCCACGGCCAGAGACUUCAUGUAAGCGUGGCAAAGUAUGUUCACUGUGCAGGACACUGCAAUGAGACUUGAAUUGUUUUUAUUUAAUAUGGAAAAAUUGAAUGGUACAGUCCCCAUAUAUUUCUCUUUUUCUAAUACAGCUGAGGUUUUACUAUGAUGCAUAACGAGGAAAUAAAGCCAACAAUGAGUCUUUUAUUAUAAGGUGGAACAAAGUGUCAUCAUUUAGUUUUUAUAUUUUGAAAUUCAAUUUGCAUUAAAAAGACAAUUUAUAUAAUUUGUAAUUAAAAAAAAACAUUUUUGCUCUAUAUCCUAGCUUGGGUGUCGAACUCAUUUUUGUUGCGGGCCACAUUGUAGUUAUGGUUUCCCUCAGAGGGCCGAUACAGUAUGUCUGAAUCCAUGUACACUAAAUGUAUAAUGUCCUUAUGUAUCAUUGCAUACUGGAUAAAUUGCUUGCAAAAUCUCCAUGUUAUUAAAAGUGAAGACAAUUUAUAAA